AUGUCAGUUUACUCUGUUAUGGAAUCAAUGGCAUUAUUUAUCCUCGUGUUAUUUUGUGUUCAAUCUCUUGCCAAGCCACGUAGUAAUAUACGUAGAAACUUCGCCACAAAAUCAAGAUAUCCUGUGUAUAAUGACGACAUAGUUCAUAUUCCCCCUGGGUGCACCCCACUACAUCUUAAUAUGGUGUUUCGACAUGGCACCCGCUACCCUGGAAAGAAAGAUAUCAACGGCAUGUCUGAAUUAGCCAAUUACAUCAACCAGUUUCAUGAUAAAGGUACAAUUUAUGGAGAUAUGAAGUUUCCUUGGGUCAACCGUUUCAAAUAUGGUGAUAAGUUUCUAGCAAAAGUUGGCGCAGAGGAAUUGUAUAAUAUCUCAAAACGAAUACACAAAAGAUUUCAAUCACUUUUCACACCAAACUACUCUGGGGAACAACAUUAUUUUGUGAGUACCAUGACACCACGGGCAAGCCAGAGUGCAUCAGCAUUUGCUUUCGGUCUUUUUGAAGGGACAGGAAACCUUGGACCAUCAAAAUUUCAACCUGUUGCUAUAACAACCACCAACUUAACAGAACCAGUGCUGAGGUUUUUUGACACAUGUUCAGAAUAUCAACAGAAAGUUUCUAAGAAUAAAAGGAUAUCCUUAGCAGAAUUUCACAAGUUUCAAGAAGGUCCAGAAAUGAAUAAUUUGAAGCAAGUGCUUGCUCGUAGACUAAACAUCACUGAUCACUCCAGUUUUUCAACAGUUCACAUACAGCACAUGUUCUUAUCAUGUGCAUAUGAACUCGCUAUUUAUGGCGAAGGACAAUGGUGUAGUGUAUUGGAUGAUUCAGAUUUGGACAUUAUUGAAUAUUUUUAUGAUAUCAAAAAUUACUGGAAACGUGGUUAUGGGUACAGAAUUAAUUAUGAAAUGAGUUGCUUACUACUCAGAAAUUUGACUGAAUCAAUAGAAAAUGUGAUUCAAUCUUUAAAUACAUCAGAUCCUCACACUAAAACAAUUUUCCACUUCUCUCAUGCAGAAACUAUCAUACCAUUGCUGUGCCUCAUGGGGUUAUUCAAAGACGCUGAACCACUUCUAGCAAAUAACUAUGAGGAACACAAGAAUCGUUUGUUUAAGACAGCCAUUAUUGCACCAUUCGCAGGAAAUGUGGCAGUAGUUUUGUUUUCAUGCACAGGAGACAAUCCUGACUCAUUAUAUGUUCAAGUCCUAGCCAAUGAGGUACCAGUUGCUUUACCAUGCUGUAAUGCCAAGGAGCUGUGCCCAGUUCAUCAAUUUAGAGCAUGUUUUGAAAAUAUCUCUAAACAGUGUGAUUUUUCUAAAGUAUGUAACAAUCAGAGCCCAGUAGAUCACAAUGAACUUUGA
Molecule: messenger RNA, 1359 nt
Organism: Paramuricea clavata
Lineage: Eukaryota; Metazoa; Cnidaria; Anthozoa; Malacalcyonacea; Plexauridae
Source: the annotation of a GenBank genome assembly